This is a messenger RNA of Cutaneotrichosporon oleaginosum, 1852 nucleotides long. RefSeq lists its product as uncharacterized. Lineage: Eukaryota; Fungi; Basidiomycota; Tremellomycetes; Trichosporonales; Trichosporonaceae. The record is from RefSeq and is a predicted model, not a curated record. Gene Ontology annotation, molecular function: magnesium ion binding; phosphoacetylglucosamine mutase activity. Gene Ontology annotation, biological process: UDP-N-acetylglucosamine biosynthetic process; carbohydrate metabolic process.
CACACGUACUUGGCCUUGCAUCGCCAUCCAUUCUUCAUCGCCCAUUCUCUCUCGCGUCCCCUCACUCGAACAAAUAUGGCCUCCCAGAACCAGGCGCUUCUUCAGACUAUCGCCAAGGCCGCGGACCAGUACCCUAAGCCGCCCGUAACUUUCGGGUAUGGCACCGCGGGGUUCCGCACCCUUGGCGAGCGCCUCCCCUCGGUCAUCUUCCGCGUCGGUAUGCUUGCCGUACUCCGCUCGCAGCGGCUCAACGGCGCGACGAUCGGUGUCAUGGUCACCGCGUCUCACAACCCAGAGCCUGAUAACGGUGUCAAGCUUGUCGACCCAGCUGGCGAGAUGCUUGAGCAGUCGUGGGAGGCACACGCCACCGCUCUGGCUAACUGCGAAACGACGGAAAGCCUGAUCGGGACUUACGAGGCGCUUGCCGCGCAGCUGCGUGUCGACAUCAACAGCCCCGCCUCUGUCGUAUACGCGUACGACACCCGCCCCUCGGGACCCGCCCUGAUCCAAGCACUUGAGGCUGGUCUUGGAGCCUUUGGUGGCAGGGUCAAGACUGUCAACCUUGGCAUCACCACCACUCCAGUUCUCCACUACGUGGUCAAGGCCACAAAUGAUAAGUCGGGCACGUACGGCGCUCCUACCAUCAAGGGGUACUAUGAGAAGCUGGCGACGGCGCUCAAGACCCUUGUUGGUAACCGCGCGCCUCUAGCACCGCUGUACGUCGACUGCGCCAACGGCGUUGGUGCUGUUGCGCUGGAGGAGUUCGGCAAGUGUGUUGAAGACAUCAUCACUUUCAAGCCUCUCAACACGGACACCAAGACUAAGGGAGCGCUCAACUCGCAGUGCGGUGCCGACUUCGUCAAGACCAGGCAGCAGCUUCCGCCGUCAGUCGCCGAGGCGGGGGUACUCGCCAAGCCGGAGACGCGCGGCGCGUCCUUCGACGGCGAUGCUGAUCGCAUCGUUUAUUACUAUCUUCGCGACGGCAAGAAUUUCCGCCUUUUGGACGGCGACAAGAUCGCCGUGCUUGCGGCUCUCUUUAUCGAGGAUUUGGUUAAGCGGGCCAAAUUGCAGGCCAAGAUCAAGGUUGGAGUUGUCCAGACUGCGUAUGCCAAUGGGUCGUCGACCAAGUUCAUCAAAGAGCGCAACAUUCCCGUCACCUGCACUGCUACUGGCGUUAAGCAUCUCCACCACGCGGCGCUCAAGUACGACGUCGGUGUCUACUUUGAGGCAAACGGGCACGGAACCGUGCUCUUCUCGUCCGGCGCGCUCGAGACGCUGCACAAGACUCAGCCCAACUCCCCAGAGGAGGAUAAGGCGAUCAAGAACCUCCUUGCGCUCUCAGAGCUCAUCAACCAGGCUGUCGGCGAUGCGCUCUCGGACCUUCUCCUCGUUGAGGUAGUGCUCGCCCACCGCGCGUGGGGUGCUGCUGAGUGGGAUGCGGGCUAUGAGGACCUUCCCAACCGUCUCGUGAAGGUGGAGGUGCCCGACCGCACCAUUUUCCUUACGACGGACGCUGAGCGCAAGCUUACCUCGCCUGUUGGGUUGCAGAAGCUCAUCGACGAGGCUGUCGCCAAGGUUGACCAGGGUCGCUCGUUUGUGCGCCCCUCGGGAACCGAAGACUGCGUGCGCGUGUACGCCGAGGCCGCGACGACCGCCAGCACUGAGCAGCUGGCCGCUGUCGUCACGGACCUCGUCAAGCAGGCGGCGGCGGCCAUCGCGACGGCGUAGAGACACUUUAGCAGAUUUAGCAUGCACUAUAGAGUAUAAGAGUGAUAUAGCUGUGACCGUCAGGUCAAAGUCUGGGCCGCCAUGCAUUGUGAGCGCCGUCUGUGCGCGCUCUUUUGCUCCAGCA